Molecule: messenger RNA, 702 nt
Organism: Lachancea meyersii CBS 8951
Lineage: Eukaryota; Fungi; Ascomycota; Saccharomycetes; Saccharomycetales; Saccharomycetaceae
Source: the annotation of a GenBank genome assembly
AUGAACAAGAUAGUGUUCAAACAUUUUUCAUCGGGGCCAGCGUCUAUAAAAAUUGCUGGCAACUUCACAAAAUGGGAGAUUAAAGAAAUGGAUUUCAACGACCAGGAAGAACAAUGGGAAUUUGAUAUUGACCAGGAAGCACUGAGGGGCUGUCCCGAUCACAACGGGAAGGCAGUAGCAUAUUUCAAAUUUGUCGAUGGCAACGGCGUAUGGUUCACAGACAACAAUUUCGCGAAGGAAAUUGACGGGCAGGGCAACGAAAACAACGCCAUGUAUCUGUCCUUCAGGCCCGAAAACGACUCUUCUUUGAAAGCACAGCAAAAACAACAGCAGCAGCAGGAAGAACGAGACCGAAAAUUCGAAGAGAAGGAAAGAGAAGAGGAAGCAAAACUUCCCGAAAGUCCCAAUUCGACGCCUAAGGUGCCAUUGGCGACAAAAGCUCCCCGCAUUGAAACUCCUUCUCUCACGGCCCAACGCGAAGAGUCACCUGUUUUGAUUAACGAGUCAGAUUUUGAUGAGCAGUAUCACGAAACCGAGGAUCAGGAUCACAAAGCUGUGGUCAGGAGCGAGCUAAACACUCCUGAACUAGAGGCCUCUUCAAACAACGAUCCCAAACAGUACAAGAAUUUCCUGCAAAGUAUGAUUUUCUUUUUUCGCAGCCUAUUUUACAGAUGGUUUAGCAUGGACAGAAAACCACAGUGA